UGUCUCUCAGCUGGGGAGUGACAGCAAAUUCCACUGGUUUUAAUGGUGUGGUUCUUUUAAGUUAAUUCACACAACACUUGCAACUUAUAUGCAUGGCUUUGUAUCUUAAAAAAAAAAAAAAAAAAAAAGGAUUUCACAGAACGAGAAAAAAAAGAAAAAAAUCAUGUCAUCCUCUGAUUGGCCACGUGCAGGCACGUAAAACCACACCAGGUUUCGUCGUGUCAGUCAGAGAAGUGAUUCUGCUACAGGUAGUGCUUCUCUCUCAAAUCCACCUUAUUUCUCCCUAUAUAGUGAAAUAGCUGCUCAACUUUUCCUGAGCUUUGCUACACAGCUUGAAGGCGUAAAAAGGCAUUAUACUAUACGGACCGCCUGGUGCAGAGAUAUUCACUGUACAGAGAGAGUCCACACAUUUCAGCACCCUGGACAGCGCGCGGCGCCGCAGUGGCGACGCGUGGAUUCAACCGGUGGCUUUCAAUCACAGCCAGCAGUGUAACUGAAUGUUACAUAAAAACUCUUUGUGGUGCACAUGUGGAAAACGCGUUUUGCUCUCUGGAUCACUUGGAUUAGUGUUUUUUUGUUGUUGUUGUUCUGUUUCUAACACAGAGCGUCUCCAUCGUGCUCCAUCGUGCUGGGUGGUAGGCGUGCCGCUGCUGGAAGCUGUGCUGAGUAUAGCGUGGUGGAAUAUAGGUGACUGACUGGUGGUGUGGUGGUGGUGGUGCCUAUAAGAGAUCCCUCCAUUUAUAAGGAUGCUGGUGGUGGGAAAUGCCUGGAGACAGAGAUGACGAGAUUUGUCAAAAGGCACUUGAACUAUUGUCAGAUCUUUGUUCGAAAGGGGAAGUGCAGAACGAGCACUGUCUGGAUUUUAUCUACUAUUUCAGAGACCUCGCCAGGCCACGCUACACGGAUUCAGAUAUAUCGGUGAGUCUGCUGUCACUGGUAGUGACCGCCUGUGGCUUGGCCCUGUUUGGGGUCUCUCUGUUUGUCUCCUGGAAGCUCUGCUGGAUACCAUGGAGGGAGCGUGGGCUCUCCCCCACCACCAAGGAGGCCCAUGGGCACCUCAACCCCACCAUGAGCCCUCCGCCCUCGCACUUCGCACCGCGGCAGCCAGUUUACACAGCCGUGGACCCCCCGCCUCACAACCGCCGUGAGUCAUCGCAUUGCCCCGUCGCCAGAGAGCCCACUCCUGUGGCGUCUGUGGUGUCAGUGGAUGUUCCGGUGACCCCCGUCUCCCCACCACCUGUGGUCCUGGCCACACCAGAGGCAGCUAUGAAGAUCAGCCACACAUCUCCAGACAUCCCACUGGACGCCCAGAUUAAAAGCCGGGAAAACGGGGUUCACACCAACCCUCGUAUGCAGAGACAGACCACUGAACCCCCACCCUCUGGCCACCUAAUAUCUGAAAUUGGACAGGGGACGAUUCGCAGGCAUAUGAACCUGUCUAACCCAGACUUUAACGUGGCCCAGUUCCAAAGGCAGGACUCCCUCACUGGGAUGGGGCUGGGCCUCGGUCGCCUCAAACCUGAGCUCUACAAACAGCGCUCCCUUGAGGGCGAUGAAGGCAGUCGCAGAGGAGAGGGCUGUGGGCGCCUCCACUUUAUCCUCAGAUUUGACUGCGACCAGGAACAGUUAAUAGUUAAGAUCCACAAAGCAGAGGACCUCCCAGCCAAGGACUUCUCCGGUACUUCUGACCCUUAUGUUAAGAUCUACCUGCUCCCUGAACGUAAGACCAAGCACCAGACCAAGGUGCACCGCAAGACGCUGAACCCUGUGUUUGAUGAGGUCUUCCUGUUUCCCGUGGCGUACUCUGAGCUUCCCACACGUAAGCUGCACUUCAGUGUCUAUGACUUCGACCGGUUUUCACGCCAUGACAUUAUUGGCCAAGUGGUUGUGGACAACUUCCUGGAUCUGGCAGAUUUCCCCAGGGAGACGAAACUCUGCCGGGACAUCCAGUACGUUUCCUCGGAUAAUGUGGACCUUGGGGAUCUGAUGUUUUCACUCUGCUACCUGCCCACUGCGGGCAGACUGACCAUUACCAUGAUAAAGGCCCGCAAUCUCAAGGCCAUGGAUAUCACUGGUGCAUCUGAUCCCUACGUGAAGGUUUCACUAAUGUGUGAUGGUCGCAGACUGAAGAAGAGGAAGACCUCGACAAAGAGGAACACUCUGAAUCCAGUCUAUAAUGAGGCCAUUGUCUUCGAUGUCCCUCCAGAAAAUAUAGAGCAGAUCAGCCUUAUGAUUGCAGUGAUGGACUAUGACCGUGUAGGACAUAAUGAGGUCAUCGGUGUGUGUCGAGUUGGCAACGAUGCAGACAGCCUCGGUCGAGACCACUGGAGUGAAAUGCUCACAUGUCCCCGAAAACCUGUCGCCCACUGGCAUCCUAUUGUUGAGUACCAGGGAACCACUAGUAGUAGCCAGGGAGGAUCCUGCAAUUCUCUGAAGACGCCUCCUUCUCCGUAGCCUUGAGCAACACUUCACAUAAGAGCACCUAUCAACCUGAAGCCUUGGCUGUACGUUUGGACAGUAGUGCUGCUGAGUGCUGCACACAUAUGGUCCUAACAAGAAGAAUGCAGACAUCGAUAAACUACUGUGGAAAAGAGAGACACAAACUGUCUUGAGCUCUGCUCAGUUGGAUCAGUUGCAUGUUGAAUGACCACAAAGAUGGAUGUUUUCUUUUCUAUAAUGUUCCAUAAGAAAAACAACAGGCGUAUGCAGACAUUUUAAGUCUGUGCUAUUCCUGGGUUUAUACAGUAGUUGCUGUUUUUUACAUAGUCUUGUUACUUGUUUUAAUGAGGUGAGUCUGUAUUUGCACAAUGUACUUACAACCAGUUGAACUGCCAUACUGUUAUUUAUUUUUAUUUGGUGGUGAAUUGGUGCAUGAGGUCAUGGUUUGGUGGGAUAUCUUCUCCUCGUUUGUUUGUUUCUAUUUUUGGGACUACGAUGUGUUGUUCUGUCAGUUGAUGUGCAGUGACGGUUGAUUUCUAGACAAAGUAUCUGUAAGGAAAAUAUGUUAAAUGUUAUCAAUAAAUAUUAUUCCAUUAAAAAAAAAAAGCAACCAUUGUUUAUCUCUGCCAGUUCAAUUACAAUUUAAUGGUGCAAUAAAUCUUUCUUCAUUUCAGGAAAUAUAAGAAAAAAACACUGUCUGACUUUAAUUCUACAUGAAACGAGAAAAUCUGUGAAACAAUAAAAUAUGAAAAUUUAAAAA
Sebastes umbrosus (honeycomb rockfish) is the source of this 3199-nucleotide messenger RNA. RefSeq names its product synaptotagmin IXa (gene syt9a). Gene Ontology annotation, molecular function: calcium-dependent phospholipid binding; clathrin binding; phosphatidylserine binding. Gene Ontology annotation, biological process: regulation of dopamine secretion; cellular response to calcium ion; regulation of calcium ion-dependent exocytosis. The transcript is spliced from 7 exons. Gene Ontology annotation, cellular component: dense core granule; membrane. Bases 763 to 2454 code for a protein of 563 amino acids. NCBI's taxonomy places the organism in Eukaryota, Metazoa, Chordata, Actinopteri, Perciformes, Sebastidae. The record is from RefSeq and is a predicted model, not a curated record.